AUGCGUUUCACCAGCCUCCUCGCCCUGGUGGCAACCCCCGUCCUCCUCGUCACCGCAACCCUCUACCCGGCAACGUCCAACACAAAGGGCUACAAACCCAAAAGCCUGAACUGCAGCGCCUCCAAAGUCUCAACAGCAAUCCAAGCCGCCGAAUGCUCCCACAACACCCGCGUCUCGGGAACCCAAACAUUCGCGAUCUUCCAAACAGACCACCAAUACGACUCUUCCAACGGCGCUCCAUACGGAACAUGUAGCGCAUACACGUGCACUGCGCCUACAUUCUCUGAACUGGAGGCUGACGACGAUUACUGGGCGUUUUAUUGGGGGGAUGAAGACCAGGGACAGAGUAGUGGGGUUGGUACGGGGUGUAUCAAGGAUCCGAGUAGUGGGGAGUGUGGGUGUGAGGAUUCGGAUGGGGUGUUUGUUGUUGGGAGUGAUAGUUGUACCUAG
Messenger RNA from Penicillium subrubescens, 450 nucleotides. RefSeq lists its product as uncharacterized. The record is from RefSeq and is a predicted model, not a curated record. The transcript is spliced from 2 exons. Bases 1 to 450 code for a protein of 149 amino acids. Lineage: Eukaryota; Fungi; Ascomycota; Eurotiomycetes; Eurotiales; Aspergillaceae.